CAACACUCCACUUACAGACUACCACCAUGGUCUACACUAUCGUCGUACACCUCUACGCCAAGGACGACCCGUGCGCGGUCGAGAAGAUCAAAGCAAAGCUCAUCGAGGCGGCGUCCGUCUACCGCAAGAGCGAGGGGACGAUCGACUGGUUCGUCAUGCAGGACACGAAGGAUCCGCGUGCGUUCACUAUUGUCGAGCGCUACGAGUCCUUGGAGCACCAGAAGAAAUACCAUCUGGGCGACCCAUACUGGCCGACGUUCGAUCCCUACGUCAAGCCCCUGCUCGAGAGGCCGAUGGACCUCCACCGUCUGGAGGAGCUCGACGACGGCAAAGUCCUGUACUCGGGCGAUGGCAAGUGGAUCCAGUGAAGGAGCCAUCAAUGCAAAAUAUUCAUCAGAAAAGCGAAAUGUAUAGUGAAGCAAUGGAUUAUACACGUAGAAAGAAUGCCUGUUAGCAUAGACAUCGCU
Messenger RNA from Schizophyllum commune H4-8, 467 nucleotides. RefSeq lists its product as uncharacterized. The record is from RefSeq and is a predicted model, not a curated record. Lineage: Eukaryota; Fungi; Basidiomycota; Agaricomycetes; Agaricales; Schizophyllaceae. The transcript has 3 exons. The coding region runs from base 27 to 368 and encodes 113 amino acids.